This is a messenger RNA of Anopheles funestus (African malaria mosquito), 2211 nucleotides long. RefSeq names its product aspartate--tRNA ligase, mitochondrial (gene AspRS-m). The record is from RefSeq and is a predicted model, not a curated record. The transcript is spliced from 4 exons. Gene Ontology annotation, biological process: aspartyl-tRNA aminoacylation. Gene Ontology annotation, molecular function: nucleic acid binding; ATP binding; aspartate-tRNA ligase activity. Gene Ontology annotation, cellular component: cytoplasm; mitochondrion. NCBI's taxonomy places the organism in Eukaryota, Metazoa, Arthropoda, Insecta, Diptera, Culicidae. The coding region runs from base 107 to 2140 and encodes 677 amino acids.
ACAACCACCCAUUGCCGGUUUAUUAUUUUGUUAUUACGCAUAGGAAACAGAUACGCGAAGUGUAUUAACUAUUUUUAAGUGAAAAUCAACUGAACAGCUACUCGCUAUGUUAAGAAGCAAAGUUUAUCCUUUCUUGAAUGCUGCGGUAACUUCCCCAUUUGGCUAUGGGAAAACUUUCCUUCGCAAAGCCCAACCUAGUGAUAAGUUAUCGGUGCAUCAGUAUUGUGGUUUGAGUACGUAUGGCCGCUGUCUGCAGAAUGAACAACCAAGGAGUGGUUUUAAAACAUCAACGACAUCAAACCAACUAAAAGAACUGAAAACACAUUCACACCAACGUUCACCUACAUAUUCUGGACCAAGUAUUAAUCAGUUCACGACACGUUCUCAUAACUGUGGGGAGUUGCGAAUAACACACGUGGGACAAGAAGUCACUCUAUGCGGAUGGCUCGAGUUUUCACGAAUGAAUAAAUUCUUUACUCUCCGCGAUGGUUACGGAACCGUACAGUCUAUUGUACCGGAAGAUAUGUGCAACAAAUACAAGUUGGAUGAUUUGGCUUUCGAAUCAAUCCUACGCGUAACAGGAACCGUUCAACCUCGCCCCAGUGGCCAAGCGAACAGAGCCAUUCCAACGGGAGAGAUUGAAAUACAUGUGAGCGGAUUAGAGGUGUUAAAUGAAGCGAAAAAACGACUUCCUAUCCAUGUAAAGGAUCACAAUCGUGCUAAGGAAAAUCUUCGCCUAGAGCACCGAUACAUCGAUCUGCGAAAUCGAGACCUGCAGCAUAAUCUACGCGUCCGAUCGCAGGUGAUUAUGAAGAUGCGCGAAUGCAUGAUCAACGAUUAUGGAUUUGUAGAGGUCGAAACACCGACGCUUUUUCGUAGAACGCCUGGGGGAGCACAGGAGUUUGUCGUACCAUCAAGGAAACCGGGACACUUUUACUCGCUCGUACAAAGCCCACAACAAUUCAAACAGAUGCUGAUGGUUGGAGCAAUCGAUCGUUACUUUCAGAUUGCACGCUGUUACCGUGACGAAUCGACCCGACCCGAUCGUCAGCCGGAAUUCACCCAGCUUGAUAUAGAGCUAUCUUUCACUGAUCGCGAAAAAGUGAUUGAGUUGAUCGAAAAUGUGCUGAUGAAAUCGUGGCCUUACAGUGACAAUCCCAUUCGGGGAUCUUUCCCGCGCAUAACGUUAGCUGAAGCGAUGGAACGGUUUGGCAGCGACAAACCAGACACAAGGUUUGGCUACGAAUUGGAAAACUUUACCAAGCUAUUGGGGACUCAGUUGACUCCACCAGCAGGUGUACGACAGCAGGACUUUAGAGCGUACGGAAUCCUUAUUCGAGCGAAGGAAGCCAACCAGUUAUCUUCUGGAUUGAAGAAAUCACUCGAAGAAAUAGCAAAGAAGAGUAAUUUCUGUAAAUUUACUCAGAGCAAAAUCACACCAGACUGGAGUGCUGGACCAAUUGCUCGGUUGCUUGGCAAGGAAUCAGCAGAAGCGUUAUGCGAUCAAUUAUCCUUGCGUUCGGGCGAUCUUUUACUUCUUGGCUGGGGAAAGCGAACAUAUGUGCAAAACAUGAUGGGACGGAUACGUUUGGCCGGCUAUGAAGCGUUGGAAAAGGGAGAUCUCGUACCAACGCGUCAAUCACACGCGCAUAACUUUCUCUGGGUGGUCGAUUUUCCCAUGUUCAGCGAGAACGAAGAAACGGGCCAGAUUGAAAGUACACAUCACCCAUUCACGGCACCACAUCCGGAAGAUGCAGCCGCGUUAAACGAGGACUUUGACGAUAACAUUUACAACAUUCGCUCGCUAGCAUACGAUCUCGUGUGGAAUGGAGUGGAGAUCGGUGGAGGAUCGAUCCGAAUACACAACAGUCAGCUGCAGCGAAUGGUGCUAAAGGAUGUGCUAAAGAUUGAACACGACCAUCUGCAUCAUUUGCUCGAUGCGCUCGAAAGUGGUGCACCUCCACACGGUGGCUUUGCAAUCGGGCUCGAUCGUUACGUCGCAUUGCUGUGCAAUGCGGCCUCCAUACGUGAGGUAAUAGCAUUUCCCAAGAGCCUCGACGGUAAGGAUCCACUUUCGAAAGCGCCCGUCCCUAUAAGUGACGAGGAGAAGCGUAUGUAUCACAUCCGGGUUGUAGAAUGAGACGUUUGUUUCCGCGUGCAAUAGUCGGAGAAGCUUAAAGCAAAUAAAAACCAAAAAAUGUUUCAUAAUUA